CCCACGAGCUCCCUCUCGCGCUCCCCACUCUCUCUCUCUCACUGACUUUCUCUCUCUAACUUUCUAUCUGCGACUCCACUUCGAUUUUUCAGGUUGAUGAUGGGAAACUGAUUUAGUGCGCAAAUAUAGAGAGGAGAGAGAGAAGAACACACAUAAGUUCUGGGUUUUAUUCAUCUGUCAUUUGAUUUUCUAAUCCCGGAUUGCUUCUCGUUUGCUUCCAAAUCCUGAAUCAUUUCUUCUGAUGCAAAAACCAAUUAUGCUGAGGCCAAACAUACCAACAAAAAAAAUAUAAAAAGUAAUAAAAAGCUGAGCAGCACCAAUAAAAGAAGGAACAAAAAUACAAACUUUCUUUGUUUUCUGAUGCGGUGAUGCAUGCACGUCCUGUCCCUUGAUCAUGACUCUUGAGGUUCCGUUUGCAUGUCGGUUCUGAGCUUUACGGGAUUCCUUCUUUUUCCUUUCUUCUUUCUCUUCCGAUUCACAGCGUGAAAAUUUUGAGCGAAUAAACGCAGGAAACUCGCUCAGGAAGUGAGCUUUUUUUGCUCUGUUUUCAGAGAUAUGGAGGUCACAGAGUUGUAGCAGCAGAGAGAUAACAGUUUCAUGAAAUCUUUUCUGCAAUUGCUGGGUUCUGGAUUUUUCCAUCCAUUCUUGAAUACCACAGAGCUUAAAAGUCAGCAACUUUCUGCCAUUUUCUAGAGCUUCAAAUCUUAGGGAUUUUUACAGGAAUUUUGAAGAACCAGAGCAAGCAACCGAGCUCCAAUGGCUGAAACCAGCUCUCUUCUCUCUCCCAGAGAAAAACAUACGAAACCCACUUCCUCUCUCUUCGCGAAUCCGAGAUUGUUCACCAGCUUCACCUCGAAAUCGGUCUCUGAAACUGAAGCCGUGAUGAGCCCAACCUCCAUCCUCGAAACGAAGCCAUUUUUGGGCCUCCGAAACCCCUUCUGGUCCGAAUCGAACACCCCCAGAACCCCGGAGCCCGAAUCCAGACGCAUCCACUGGGACAAAUUGGACUCCAAAGGCAUCGGCCUCGCCAUCGUCGACGCUCUCAACGACUCCGACUCGAAACCGUCAAAGCCCCAAACCCGAAUGGUGAUUUUCGGGUCGCAGCUCAAGAUCCAAAUCCCUCCUCUGCAACCCUACCCUUCCGAAUCACCGAAGUAUCCGGCCGAUUUUGGCAACAAGACGGAGAAUUCCCAUCUGGGUUCUUCCUCCUCCGUCCCGUCUCGGUCGCCGGAGAAGACAUCGCCGUUCGAAUCAGCGAGUUCCGGGCUCGAGAUGAUGAAUUCGACCCGGGUUUUCACUAGCUGUCUCUCUGUCAGUGAAAUGGAGCUUUCAGAGGAUUACACGUGUGUGAUUUCCCACGGUCCGAACCCGAAAACCACGCACAUCUUUGACAAUUGCAUUGUGGAGAGCUCCGAUGGCGUCCCGGAGUUUUCUCCCGGCAGGAAGUCAAACGGUUCAAGCUAUCUGUCUGAGAGUUUUCUCAGCUUCUGUGACAAUUGCAAGAAAAAUCUUGGCCACGGCAAAGAUAUUUUCAUGUACAGGGGUGAGAAGGCGUUCUGCAGCCGUGAGUGCCGUUACCAGGGGAUGUUGUUGGAUGAGGGAGCGGAUAAACUGGAAGCUUGAGCCUUUGAGUAGCUGAUUGUGAUGUCCAUGGGAAUUGUUCCUGACACUUCGCUGAAAAAGCUUCAGCAGAGAGAGGGUCCCUUUUAUUUUCUAUUUUUAUUAUUUUCUAUUUUUGUUUUGGAGAUAAAUAAUAGGGAGGGAAAGAUAGUCUUUUGAGUCAUCAAAUAUGGUCCAUGAAUUGAAGAUACAUGUAAGACAAUAUGGUACUUGAAUCUUCUGGGAAAAUGUAUCUUUUCUUUUUCUCUUUUCA
Pyrus x bretschneideri (Chinese white pear) is the source of this 1873-nucleotide messenger RNA. RefSeq names its product FCS-Like Zinc finger 8. The record is from RefSeq and is a predicted model, not a curated record. The coding region runs from base 757 to 1623 and encodes 288 amino acids. The transcript is spliced from 3 exons. NCBI's taxonomy places the organism in Eukaryota, Viridiplantae, Streptophyta, Magnoliopsida, Rosales, Rosaceae.